AUGACCGCUGAAUGCACUAGAUUUUUCCAGUUUCUCUAUUGUGGAGCAACUCCGGGCAUGUCACACCCCUCCUUUUGGGCACAUAUCCCCCCCUCCUCACUCCCUCCCAACCUCUUCAACCGCUUACAAGCCCCCUUUUCACUCUUGGAAAUUAGCAAAGCCAUUGGGCAACUCUCCCAUGGCAAAACCCCCGGCCCCGAUGGCCUUCCGGGGGAGUUAUUUCGACAUCACAAGACCCGUUUCGCUCCUGCUUUCCAUUCACUCCUCUCUUCUCCUCCCAUCUCGGCAGCCCUCCCGCCGUCAAUGCUCUCAGGCCGCACCAUCCUAAUCCCUAAGAGAGGCAACUCUUCUCUAGUUGAGAACCUUCGGCCCAUCACCCUCAUGAACUCGGAUUAUAAGGUGUUAGCUAUCUGCCUUGCUAAUCGAAUGCAACUUGUUCUCCCAAGGCUUAUUCAUCCCUCACAGACCGCUUUUAUCAAAAACAGGAAAAUUGGUGAUACGAUCAACGACACUCUCGAUAUCUUUGACUGGAGUACAACCACCCGGUCCCCCCUUCUCGCUCUGACUGUCGACUUCCGCAAAGCCUAUGAUAUGGUCGACUGUGCCUUCCUACUCCGAGCGCUCGCUGUUUUGGGACUUCCCGAGCAGUUUAUCGCCUGGGUCCGCCUCAUGCAUACCAACACCUCCACCCGUGUCUCGGUCAACAACCUUGCUGGGCCCUCCUUCCCCGUUCGCACGGGGGUCCGACAGGGAUGCCUUGUCGCCCCCCUCCUUUUUGUUUGUGUCAUCGAAAUCCUUCAGCGCUACCUCUCCCUCUUCCUCCCGGGGUUCCCCCACUCUGCGACGCAACGCCGACUCAUGGCAUGUUAUGCUGACGAUGUCACUAUCUUUCUCUCAUCCGUCAGGGAGCUUGAGACCACACUUAUACAACUUCGGGUUUUUGCCGCCGUCUCUGGCGAGCAUCCCAACUGGAAUAAAUGCUCAAUAAUUCCCUUCUUCACUGACCCGGCACAGAUCCGCCUGGCUGGCCCCAUUCCCAUUCGCACACCCCAAGACGCAGAGCGCAUUCUUGGUAUCUACGUCGAACAAACACAACCAGGUGCUACCACCUGGUCCACGACCCUUUCGCGCAUCCAGCGUACGGCAAAAUUCCUUGCAGCCCUACGCGCUACUGCCACCUGCCGCAAGACGCUUGUAUCGGUGUUCCUUAAUUCCAUCCUCUCCUUCCCUGGUCGCUUUCAACCCCCCUCCCCUGACAUCAUAAAGCGGCUCGACGUCACAGUCGGGAAUUUCCUAUCCUCUUCGAGAUUCAAGGAACAUGGCCUUGGGGUCCGCCUCAUCCCCAACCGCCUCCUUUACAACUCCAUUCGUCACGGUGGUCUUGGGGCAGUUGCCCCCUCCACUCAAAUUCGCGCCCUUGCCACCCAGCGUGCAUUGCGCCGCUUUGGUGUUUCACCGUCAGAGGAGGUGGCGAGGACCGCCGUCUGUCUCCCUUUCGGCACCCAUUGUUUUCUAGCACACCCCGCCAUCCUCCAAUCGGGUAUUCUUCCAGAGGACACUCCGAGCCGAUCGCUUGCUGAACUUGAGGCACUAAUCGACAUAUCUCCUGGCAUUUCCCCUCCUCGCCUUAACCCAAUGUGCAUAAUGGCCGAACCCACCGCCUUCAACCGAUUCAUUCUCAAAUCAAAUGGGAAGCCAUUUGGAAUUCUUCCGCGUGAACGUUUCCUCCUGUCCUCGCAAGUUCGUGUCGGCAACUUGGUAUCAAUCAUUUUCUACUCACUGGGCCUGGUCCGUUUCAAGGACUUUAUAUCCUCGUGCUCCUCCGCAAACACCCCCUCUGGACGACGGGUCUGGCGGGACCUUAUUCGCGCCAUCCCCAAGACCUGGUGGGUGGCUCUUCGCUCCCCCCCUCUCCCUAUUGCUGUCCCUGGGGAGUGGUUUCUCCCCACGAAAGACGCCGACUCUUCCCCUACACUCGCUCUCCAAGUUACCUCGUUUUCCCCCCCAUUCUCACUCUCUGCCACCCUCCACCGUGUCCUCCCCAACCGGCUCAUUGUCCGUUCAUCCAUCGGAGGUGGCACCUUCCACAUAGGUGACCUCACCGCGGUCCACGUCGUCGGAUCCUGGCUUGCAGGUCCGUACUAUACAGGUGCAGGUCUCGGCGCGCGGCUCGACAUCUUACAAGACGGGUGCCCGAGUGUUGCUGAUCUUCGCCGUCGCCUCUACACCCAGCGGCCCUUUGACCAUGACGCCCGUUGGAUCAGCGCCCUCCCCUCUCCUCCCCCUCUUGUCCCGAACUACUCCCAUGAUUUUUUACGAGAACAACCCAGCCUACAGCGCGACAUCCUGUACCGCUUUUACACUCGUGCUCUUCCCUCGGACUCUCGGUUCCCUUUUGCUGCUGAUCGAGGGACAUGCUCACUUUGCCCUACUGCUCCCAUUGAGACUAUCUCCCAUAUCUUCUACGAAUGCGGGGUGGCUCCUGCGGUGAUUUCCGCCCUCUCAUCUGUCGCUCGCCGCCACCUCCACUGCUCUCCUCCUCCUGAGCUCUUGCUCUUUCCGCUCGCCUCGAGGGCCGGCCAAGUGGCUCCCUGGAGCCUUCUGGUAGGCACGUCUGCAAAGGCCAUUUGGAAUGCGCGCUGUGAUCAUAAAUUCCACGACUCACCCUCCUCCCGUUUCGAUUUUCUCCAGUUUAUCCUGGCACAGUUCCUCCUAGCUUUCAAAAUUUUCCUCUGGCGCAGGAAAAAACAAUCAAUUAAGAAACAGCAACGCUCGGCCUCUCGUCUUAAGCUGGCCACCCGACUACGCUUCUUCAUUUUUUAUCAUGACGGCAACCCUUCUAUCCACCCAGAUCUUCGCUCGUCAUGGCUUCUUGGAGACCCCUUUCGUCCCCCCUAG
Closterium sp. Yama58-4 is the source of this 2898-nucleotide messenger RNA. The record is from the annotation of a GenBank genome assembly. NCBI's taxonomy places the organism in Eukaryota, Viridiplantae, Streptophyta, Zygnematophyceae, Desmidiales, Closteriaceae.